AAAAUUAAGGACAAAAUUUACAAACUUGAAUAACAUGCCUACAAAUUGAUAUUAGAUAUCGGUUCACCAAAUCUAGGGAUUUCUCGUUAGGUUAUUAUAUAAGGCGGCUGGGAUCGGAACGGGUUGAGAUAGAUUUGUCGAUGGCGCAAAAGAUGCCUGAUUGGUCGGAAAUUCCACUUGAUCUGUUGGUUUCGAUAGGUAGAUGUUUGAAUCUGAUUGAAGACUACCUGAAUUUUGGCUCUGUCUGCAAAUCCUGGCACUCUGUGGCCACCAAGAACAAUUUUAACAAUGACUUGUGUAGAGCUCCUUGGCUAAUGCUAGCGGAGGAAGAGGAUAAUGAGGUUCGGAAAUUCUUCAGCCUCUAUAAUGGCAUGAUUUUGAACAAGAGGAUCCCCAAAGCUAGCAGAAAACGAUGUUUGGAGUCUAUGGGUUGGCUUAUCACGGUAGGAGAAGAGGGUGAAAUUAGUCUGCUACAUCCCUUCUCUGGUGUUCAGAUUGAAUUACCCCAUCAAAAUACAACAGUAGACUACCUCAAUCAUGAGAUUGACCCACGGACUUGCUUUAUUGGCUGUCUAUUAGUUUGUGAUGUUGCUGAUGUUGUUGGCCCUGAACUCACUAAAUGUCAUAUUCUAGCUCAGAUACCAACGGAACCUCAAGAUAUGCCAGAGCACGUAUACAUUCUAGAAUCACUAGGAUCAUUAUUUGUAAUUGCGCGAUAUGGUGUUCAACUUAGGUUAGUCCAAGAUGAUUGCGACAGGGUUCCAUUAACGAUCAUCCCAAUCAUACAAAUCAUCCAAGAAGAAGAAGAAAUAAGAGAAGAUAUGGUUUGUGAGGAUAUAACAUAUGGGACAACAAAUUUUCGAGUUUUCCAGGUUGAUUUAGCUGCUGUCAAAAUGACAGAAACCAGGGAAUUAGGGGACGCAGCUUUUUUUCUAGGUGCUAAUGCCUCUCUUUCAGUCCAAGCUUCUCGAUGUCCAGGAAUCAAGCCCAAUCAUAUUUAUUUUACAGAAGAUUUUUAUGAAACAUACCUCUCCUAUGAAGAAGGAGGAGGCUUGGACAUGGGGGUGUUCAACUUAGCAGAUGGCAGCAUCCAGCCGCACUACAACGGUGUUUCCCUUAGUCGUUUUUGUCCUCCAACUUGGGUAACACCAACUCCGUAUUGAGUCAUACAUACUCAUCCUUUAUUUAUUCUGUUUGUUAGGUUACUUUUUAAGCUUUUAAUUUAAAUAAUUACUGUCAUUUACUUUCAAAACUGGUUGAUGUACCUUUCUUAUUUUCAUAUAAUUGGACAAAAUAUAACCAAUUCGUUAUUAUACUUCCGCUACUGGAAAUUGUUCAAGAUCUAAUGAUCCUCAACUGGAUAGAUGAACUUUUCUUUCUUCUUCUUCUUUUCCUUCCUGUAAUGAACUGAAGAGAAAGAAGUUGCCCGACCUGAUAUUGAGAUGUAGUCACCAUUAUACAAUUUAUAUAAAACUGAAAGUUAUAAUUUUAUAUAAAACUGAAAGAAUUAGGCGGUGUUACCAUCCUCUACCUGUCUAUAGAAAAGAAGGAGAGUAUACGAUGCUUUCUCUUACUAUGCUUUAAUUUUUUAAGUGUUUUGAAACUAAUUCUUCAACUGCUUGAAGUCCUAAUAUAGUGAGUUUCGCGCAGAAAGACCAAAAUAUAUGACGUAGAUGUGUGUGAUGAUUGAAGAGACUGUCUAGUGAUGCUUCCUUUGAAUGUAUCCCCUCUGAAUCCUCUUCUUGAUAUAUAUAUAUUUUAUUAUAUAUCCUUUGAACUUAUCCAACCCAUCCCAGUGACCGAUGUUUCAACAGCUUCGACCUUGUAAGAACUUUCAUGUAUUCCUUCCCCAGCAUAUCUAGCUGUAGCUUAAAGUAAAUCCUUGAAUCUCAAUUUCUUCCCCAAGAGAAACUGAGAAAAGUUGAUGAGACCUGUUGUGAACUCUGUGAGUGACUUUGCAGAGAGAAUAUUAUUUGAGGGAUUCAGGUGGAGUGUGGGCGUGCUUAGUGCCUGAAAAUACAACUUGUUAUAACUAUAGGAGAAGUCCGUAGAGCAUAUUCAGACGGAAGUUGCGAUUUCAAUCUUUGCUCUAAGCCUCUUCUGUUUCUCAAUCUCAAGAGACAACCCGUGUCUUUGGAGGAGGGUGUAUAGUGGGGCGCUGAGUUGUUCGAGGUGGCAGAACAUCCAGCACAUAUGACUAAGGUGAGCCUACGCAAUUCCUGUUUGUAAGAGUCGUGAAAGCACAAGAUUUGCCUUCUAAAGAUACCACAGGAAGUCUUGAGAUGGUUUAUAUUGUUAGAGGUAACCGUUUGAUUUCACUUUUCUUAUGUUGUACAACAACAAUAUAUAGUUGUCGUUUUACAACAAUAAUAUGUAGCAUACCUUGCUUGAUUUCCAUUUUUAUCUUUGAAGUCACUUUUUAUUCCCAUCAACUUACACCAAGUAUCCCAACAAAAGACUGUUAUCACUGAUAUCUCAUUCGGAGGAAGAGAGACAACAAAUCAAACUGGAAAUUAUCUAGCAAGAAAUUUUUGAAAAUUCGGAUCUUAAAGGAAUAGAAAUCUCAUAUGAAAGCUAAUAAGUUGAAGGCAUUACAGAGAGCUGCUGCUUCAACAGCUCUUAUCAAGUGUGCUUGAUGGUUACUACAAAGAGCAUAGAACAGCUUUGUAAGUUAUUGGUAUAUCUUUUUCUAUUGUAAAAGUGUUAGUGGCAAAGUUUUCACUAAAUGCUUGUAUACACUUUAUUUUUGAAUGUUUACAGACUUACAGAAAUGAUAAGUUUUUCCAUGUUUGCACGAAUCGAAGAUUAACAAUAUGAGUAA
This is a messenger RNA of Solanum tuberosum (potato), 2821 nucleotides long. RefSeq names its product probable F-box protein At1g65740. NCBI's taxonomy places the organism in Eukaryota, Viridiplantae, Streptophyta, Magnoliopsida, Solanales, Solanaceae. Bases 141 to 1163 code for a protein of 340 amino acids. Gene Ontology annotation, molecular function: protein binding. The transcript has 2 exons. The record is from RefSeq and is a predicted model, not a curated record.